Gamsiella multidivaricata is the source of this 1785-nucleotide messenger RNA. RefSeq names its product peptidase M24. The coding region runs from base 422 to 1753 and encodes 443 amino acids. The transcript is spliced from 11 exons. Gene Ontology annotation, cellular component: mitochondrion. Lineage: Eukaryota; Fungi; Mortierellomycota; Mortierellomycetes; Mortierellales; Mortierellaceae. Gene Ontology annotation, molecular function: metalloaminopeptidase activity; manganese ion binding. The record is from RefSeq and is a predicted model, not a curated record.
AUCUCAUUCUUCAUUGAUUCCCGUCCAUUCGUUCUAUCUUAAUCAUUCCAAUGGUAAAGUGCAUCGAGGAGGCGGAAGAAGCAGGACUGAAAGGCGCCACUGAACCAUUCCGGCACACUGGCUUCCUGCUUCUAUCCCAACUGACUUUGUGUCCUUGACGACAUAAAUAAUUGUUACUUAGGCAACACGGACACUUGCGGGACGAUUGCUCCGUCCCACCAGCACAGCAGCAAACACCUUCGCAAGCAGAAAUGUCCCUUCAGUGAUUAAACCAACCUCGGCGACAAGGAUUACUGCUAAUACAAUCUGCAAGGCAACUUCGGUGUCACCUCAUCAAUUAUCGUCAUCGUUUUCGCUCUUCUCGACUUCAGCCGCGGCAGGACGUGCCAAGGUCGCAGCCCAGUAUGGACAGCCAACUUGGAUGACACACUCACAUCUGAUGAAGCAGGGCGAGAUUACACCUGGAUUGUCAGCAUCCGAGUAUGAACUCAGAAGAUCGAUUCUGAUGCAGGGACUCCCCAAGGGGAGCAUUGUCAUCGCAUCAAGCCAUCGGACACGAUUUAUGACGAAUAAUAUCUUCUAUCCGUUCCAUCAACAGACCGACUUUUAUUAUCUUUGCGGAUUUAACGAGCCAGACGCAGCACUAGUCCUUGAGAAGAAUGAUUCGCCCCGCGGAUAUAAAAUGACCAUGUUUGUGGCGCUCAAGAACGCCAAUGUUGAGAUGUGGGAGGGUGCGCGUACAGGAACCGAGGCUGCCAAGGAAAUCUUUGGCGCCGACGAAGCGGUUGAUGCAAAUUUAUUCAGAUACAGGAUCGUGGACAUGGCGAGUCGAUAUGAAAACGUCUACUUUGACUACCCGAACGCAUCAAUGUUCAUGCCCAUGGACAUCGCAAAGAAGCUGCACAACAAGCCAGACUCGGAUUCGAUAACCACCACCAAAAGCCUUUCACCUUUGGUUCAGGAACUGCGUGUCAUCAAGAGCGAGGCCGAGAUCAAGAUCAUGCGGCAGGCGGGCGAAAUUAGCGGCAAAGCAUUUAUUGAGACGAUGAAGUUUACGAACCCAGAGCGACUUGAGCAUCAGAUCUAUGCAAAGUUUGAUUACGAGUGCCGCAUGCGCGGUUCCCAAAUGAUGGCAUACGUGCCUGUGGUGGCAGGCGGAUCUAACGCGUUGACUAUGCACUAUGUUAACAAUGAUCAGCCCCUACACGACGGCGACUUGUUGCUGAUGGAUGCUGGUGGAGAACUGAAUGGAUAUGCAAGCGAUAUUACAAGGACGUGGCCAGUCAAUGGCAAAUUUACGGAGGCACAGAAGGACCUAUAUGAGGUUGUUUUGCACGCGAACAAGGAGUGCAUCAAGCUCUGCACGGAGGAGCAUGGCAUGUCGUUGAACCAGAUCCACGAUGUUUCGAUGCGUCUUACUAAGGAAGGUCUAUCGAAACUCGGCAUCAAGCCUUUGGCUCAUGAUGUGGAUAGGAGAUUGUAUCCUCAUCAUGUUGGACAUUAUUUAGGCAUGGAUGUUCACGACACAGGUGAUAUUUCCAGGUCCCGACCUCUGAAGGAGGGCAUGGUCAUCACGAUCGAACCCGGUCUGUACAUUCCUCGGGAUCCUGCAUAUCCUGAAAAGUAUCAGGGAAUUGGUAUUCGCAUUGAAGACAAUGUCGCGAUUGGCAAGACCGUUCCGCAUGUCCUGAGUGUCACCGCGCCUAAGGAGGUGGUCGACAUCGAGUAUUGCUGUGCCUCUGACAAAGAAUAGACAAAUAUGAAAUAAAAUAUCUGCUUCCUGGC